AUUUGAUUGUAUAGAGAGUGACUGAGAUGGGUUGAAGGUGGUUGCUCCUGCGCUUCCCCCAGGCCACAGGCUGUUGACGCGGUGUUGCUGCCAAGCGCGAUCGGGCGUCUAUUAUAGCCAAUAAUAGGAAGCAGCGCUUACCUAACUUGUUCCAGCUUAGUGGCGGCUCUUACCCUUCUAAUUUCCAUACAACGUUUCUUUCCCUGCAGCCACCUGUCAACAUCAACUUUAUCAACGGCAACAAACCAUCCUUCUGCUGCUGGCGCAUGAUGUUUGUGCCACUGCAACGGUGGUCAACUAACCAGCCAGAGCUAGAAGCUGGUUGAGUAUUUAUAAUUACUGUUUAAUUGUUGGUUUGAUCCGUUGCAUCCAAUACCUAACCUAUAUCUAUCCUUAAUCCUUAAUUAUUGAAGGCCCUUUUCUUCUCCGUGCAAGUUCAGAAUGUCGUUUCAUUCUGCCCGAAGGACUGAUCCACUGUGGCAGUGGCCAGAGCCUGCAACGGAGUCUGCAGCUGAGGCUACAAGUAGCUCACGGCAGCAAUCGAAAGAGCCUAUUAAGAGCCAGACCCAACCCCGUUCGCAGGAAGCGGCUGAGGGAGAACCUACUUCGUUCGCAUCUUCCAGCUCAUCCAGAUACUAUCCUUCUAGAACAUGUCGCAUUUGCCUAGAAACUGUUCCUCCCACCUUCCAGCCUGCUUCAGAGAACCUCCCGGAGUUCCUUCAGUCCACUCCUCGGGUUACAUACGAGUCGUCCGAUCCCGAGCUAGGUCGUCUCAUUAGACCUUGCAAAUGUAAAGGAUCCUCGAGAUAUGUGCAUGAAGGCUGUUUGAAUUCGUGGAGGCAUGCGGAUCCAGCAUAUUCGGACAGGAACUAUUGGCAGUGCCCCACAUGUGGCUUCCAGUAUCGUCUUGAGAGGAUGAGGUGGGGUCGAUGGAUCACGAGCACAGCAACUCAACUUGCCCUCACGGCCGUUAUACUGUUGCUUGCGAUGUUCCUGCUUGGUUUUGUGGCUGAUCCGAUAAUCAACCUAUAUAUUGAUCCGUUUGAUACCAUACUCUCGCGAUUAUACGAUCCCGAUGAUACUGAGAAGCUCAUCUAUCCCGAAGAGGAUGUCCCGGUAACAACAACGUGGGCCGAACAUUUCUUCAAGGGCCUUGCAUCUCUGGGCGUUUUGUCGUUCGUAAAAGUCAUAUUUGCUCUUUCUCCAUGGCAGUGGUGGAAUCUGCGGAACUCGGGCCUUGUUGGCGGUGGGCGGAGACCCGCUGCCACUGGCAGGGAUCGGGUGGCUUCGGUCAGCUGGAUCGUUCUUUUGAUAGGAGUGUUAACAUUCCUUUGGACUGUGUACAAAGGCGUACGGGCUUGGAGCCGCAAAGUGCUUCAGAAAGCAGGCGAUCGUGUGUUGGAUGUCCCAUUAGAAGACGACGAUGAACCUAAAGAUACCGCUUAUGCAGGUGCACAGGAGCCGUUGACUUCCAAGAAGGAAGAUUGAUUUCCAGAUCCCUAUUCUGUGUUUUAUACCCCUCUAGUUGCAGUAUUAUGCAGCCUCGUGAGUUCAUGAUUAACAAUUGAUGAUAAUUGUCUAUUCCUUGGUUCUCAUCCAACUUCACCCGCCUGAACUUCCCAUACACACCUCUUGCGUACCACGCACUACUUAAGUUGUCACGAUCUUACCAAUGAUGUGCCAAUUAGUCGAUGUGCGAAGAUCAACGAAACCUUCGUUAACUGCCUUCAUUUCCAAACUACGGAGGGGAUAUCUUUUUUUAAGCAUUGGGACGCUAAACGUUUUGUUUUUUGUUCUAUUACGUGCUUUAUCAUCUCAUUCUAUGGGUUUGUCGGUGGGAAGGUUUGAUCGUAGUCUCGACCGGUAUGGUUCGCUCUGGGGAAAUUGCAAUCAAGUUAUUCUUUUUUGCACCGUCCUACAUCAUGGUUCCUGUGUUUAAUGCUUUCCUCUUUUUGGGGAUUACAUUUUACUAGAAGGGAUCUUCCGAGCGUUCUUUUAGGGUUGGGCUACGGUACAUGCCGAGAUUGAAAUUUUUUUUUUUUAUUGUUGUCGCUCUUGCUCCUGUUUAAUAGAGGUGUUCCUAAACGACCUUUAUUUUUAUACAAGCGUAUUUCUCUUUCAUCUGGCACCGCAUACCUUCCUCACUUCCCUACAUAUACUUCCCAAACUUGCUGGGCUUGUUACUAAAUAGCUAAUAAGCUUUGUAAAGAACAUUUAAUUCACCUCCGAUACUCCGCCCCACAAUCUCCCAUAUCCCUAAAUAUUUCCCCCCUUCGGCUCUGGCACAGGACCUCCUCCAGCAUUCUCUUAUCCUCCGCAUCCAAGUGCCACUCAUACACCGCCAAGUUAUCCUCCGUAUGCUCACUAACACCCAUGCGUGCUCCAACAAGUACGGCACCCACGUAGCUGAAGUCGAGCACCCACCGUAUCGCUACCGCGGAGACACUUGCAUUGUGUUUGCGGCCGAUGGUGGAGAGGGUUUUGAGGAGGGUUUGGAAGAGGGACCAGGGGCCCCAUAUGUUUAUCAUUUCGAGGUACUAGACUGGGUGUUAAGCUUGGGUGGGGAGGUUGAAAGUUGGCAUUGGUUAUGGUUAGGGUUGGAGUUGUCACGUAUACCGCGUACCUUUCGCAGACUGGGAGUCAUCCCUGCGCCAAAUGCAUCUGGCUCAUCUUUUCCGAUCCAUUUUUCGGAGAGGAAGCCGCCGCACUGCAUAUCAGGGCGGCGGAGUUAGCGGUGCAGAACAUAAGGAUAUUAACGGGAUGAGUUUCAAUGUUAAUAUUGAGGAGAGCACCCCUUACCAAUGUCCCAUAUGUGAGAAGUUUGAUGUUAUGCUUCUCGCAUACUUCUGCCAUGGCGUACUUUGGCCGAGUGUCGAUGAGUGAGAACUGAAAACUGCUAUCAGCGAUUAUAUGGAACUGAUGUGCUAGUGUUCUCCAGGGCGCCCUUCUUUCGUUAUGAAGUUAUUGAAUUACCUGCACUUGAUUUGUGGCGAUCUUCACACCAGCACCAAUAACCUCUUCCAUUCUCUUCGUGUCAAAAUUACAUAGACCCAGCACUGCCACGCGCUCGUCGUUCUGGAGGAGUUGAAGGGCGCGGAUAUAUUGUGCGUCAUUAUACUGACGUAAAGAUUGUUAAGUUAGUAUCAUCGCUCUUCAUUGAUGGAGAUAUAUGACACAUGAAAUUUGUAGAAAUAAAACAGAGAGAAGAGUUAGGGGCCAUGUCCCCUCCUAAGAAAAAACCAAAAAGUUUACGACUAAAAUGAGAUAGAUAAUAAACAAUAGAGAUCUGGAGGCGGAAGACACACAUCAUGCCAGUGAAACUGGAGCAAAUCGAUUUUAUCCGAUUUUAUAUUUGCCAGGCGUUGUGAGACGGCAUCACGCAUUCCAUCUGGUGUCACUGUGAUAUGCUCAAAUACGCAGUA
Molecule: messenger RNA, 3422 nt
Organism: Blastomyces gilchristii SLH14081
Lineage: Eukaryota; Fungi; Ascomycota; Eurotiomycetes; Onygenales; Ajellomycetaceae
Product: RING finger domain-containing protein
Exons: 2
Coding region: 442-1488 (348 amino acids)
Molecular function (GO): zinc ion binding
Source: RefSeq, a predicted model, not a curated record